Babesia bigemina is the source of this 2046-nucleotide messenger RNA. RefSeq names its product ATPase, AAA family domain containing protein, putative. Bases 1 to 2046 code for a protein of 681 amino acids. Lineage: Eukaryota; Apicomplexa; Aconoidasida; Piroplasmida; Babesiidae. Gene Ontology annotation, molecular function: ATP hydrolysis activity; ATP binding. The record is from RefSeq and is a predicted model, not a curated record. The transcript is spliced from 2 exons.
AUGGAAAAUGUUGCAAUUAAGCUCGCCGCGGCUGCUGCCAGGGAGCGUAUUCCAGUGGAAUACGCAGCUAGAUACACGGAUUUGUUGCUGGAGGAAUCGCGCAAUCGCAAUGACAGCAAUGCUGAUAGUUAUCAUGCCGAUACAAUACACGACACCGUGAGCGAUUUCCUCCUCCAGUUCGAGGAAAAGAUCGCUCUGAAUCUCGAUGCCACCGUCGCCGAGCUUCGGCCUGAUUUGUCUAAUGUGCAGCAUAGGAGGAAUCGCUACACAAGCAUAUACGACUCCAGCACAUCCGACUCCGCUGUUUUAACAGGCGCUUCGUCGAUCACAGGUAGUAGGAGACAAUGCCUGAAAAGCUUUUUCGACGGCAAAUCCUUCGUGGGGAGUAUUCCGCUCAAAAAUGCCGCCAGGCGAUAUAUACUGGGAGAGCUGGAACUAGAUGCCGUCCGAAAUAUCGCGAGGCUGUCAGGUUUGCGUGCCAGGCAGACACGCGUUGCGGCGAGUAACGCCGUAGGCGCACAAAACGGUGCCGUCUCAACUCCUGCAACAGCCACACCUUCAGUGGCACCAGCCAGCCGUGAUGCAUCCACCAAUGUUGCCACGGCAUCUCAACCCACAUCUAAGUCUACGGAAUCGCGAGUAUCAGGCGGAGUAGCCAAUGCCGUGCCACCAGAGGCUUCUCCAGUCAUCUCCAGGCCCGAGAUCAAGCCAACCCCUAAAGCGGCCCAACCGAAACAAGACCCGCCUGCAUAUCUGAACACAAAGAAAGAAAUCUCUGAAUCGCAUGGUGCCACUAAGGAUGACGAACCAAAUCCUAGUGGCACUGUCAAACGGCAGUGGGAGGCCGGCGCCACUAAGGCAGCAACAGACGGUACGCGGUUGGCUGCUAAGAACACUAAAAGGACAAAUAACACUGAUCCGGGUUUUAAAAGUGGUAUGGAUGUACUAGUAAACGACUGUGAGGAAAAGAAGGCACCACUCAAUAUCGGCUCGGACAAACCCCGCCAGUCAUGCGGUCUGAGUUACCCUUCCAAGACGAAUUUGAACAGUUUAGUUACGUCUGGGAAUACAAAUCAAAGUUCCAAGCAGAAACCGCCUGUGGAUGAGCGAUAUGUACCUCUGGUAGGUGCUGAUCUCACUCCCGAGAUCAUCAACGUUGUGUUGAAUAUGAAGUUGGACGCAAGUUUGUACAAUAUUUGCGAGGCUGACAUUGCAGGUCUAAAUGAAGUUAAGAAAACGCUCAAGGACAAGGUCGUACAGCCAAUUAUGCGACCCGACCUUCACACGGGAUUGCUGAGGGCGCCCAAAGGUGUGCUACUUUUCGGCCCGCCAGGAACGGGGAAGACUACGCUUGCUAAAUGGAUCGCAAAUUUGUCUCGCGCCAAUUGUUUCGAGGUCUCUCCCAGCUCUAUAACUAGCAAAUUUCAUGGUGAAAGUGAGUCUAUCAUCAAGGCACUUUUUAAGGUGGCUCAUUUUGAUAGCCCCUCUAUUAUUUUCAUCGACGAGGUGGACGCUGUGCUUGGCAAACGCAGCACGAACGAGGCCGACCUCUCUAUACGUAUGAAGAACCAGCUGCUGCAAAUGAUGGAUGGUUUGCACUGCGGCACGAAUGAUGGAACAGUGGUGGUCAUUGCGGCCACCAAUCGCCCCAUGAUGUUGGACGAUGCGGCGCUUCGACGAUUCGGAAAACGUGUUCUGAUCCCACUUCCUGACUUGGAAACCCGCAAGGCGUUUUUGCAUGACACUCUACGCAAGAAUUGUAACGGAAAUUGUGAAUUAAGUAGUGAUGAAUUGGACCAGAUCGCUGCAUCUACGGAAGGAUGGAACGGCAGCGAUCUGCUGGCUUUGUGCACAAAAGCAGCCGAAUAUUCUUACGACGACACCGUUGAAGCAUACGGUGGGAUCGAAAACAUUCCGGACGCUAGCGUAUUUAGGGGUCUAGUCAUAGACGACUUUAUCCGUGCUCUGCGGCGGGUACGCCCUUCGAAUGCGGCCAGCAGUGAUUUCUCAUUCGAAGAGUGGCAAAGGCUGUAUGGUUCGCACUGA